Diachasmimorpha longicaudata is the source of this 2356-nucleotide messenger RNA. It is a transcript of the gene Rnf11, whose product is annotated as RING finger protein 11. The transcript is spliced from 3 exons. Gene Ontology annotation, cellular component: ubiquitin ligase complex. The record is from RefSeq and is a predicted model, not a curated record. Lineage: Eukaryota; Metazoa; Arthropoda; Insecta; Hymenoptera; Braconidae. Gene Ontology annotation, biological process: ubiquitin-dependent protein catabolic process. Bases 462 to 1025 code for a protein of 187 amino acids. Gene Ontology annotation, molecular function: ubiquitin protein ligase activity.
AAUAUCGCUCCGGAAAGUUCCGAGUCAGGGAGAGAAAACAAGAUACGGACAGGGAAAGACGGGGGCAAACAAAGGGGCUACGAUAGACACGAUGGAUAAUCGCGUAUUGUCCUAUAUUCACUGGACUCUCAGUGAAUUCAAGUGCCAGUGAGACACAAGCAAAUUUUCAUUGCCUCGAGGAACACCAAGACCACGGUUAUGAUAACGAGUGAUUAUCUUGGGCACCUCUGGGUUGGUAGUCAUCAGCUGUAGAGGAAUACCGAGUCAGCUGAUGUCUAGUGAAUAGUGGCAAUGGUUACCUCUCUAGUGUGUCAAUCUAACUCCCAAUUAACGAGACAGUGAUGAGCACUCGUCGAAGUCAACAACGGUGAGCAGGGAAGAAUUGGAGGCCCCAUAGGGACGACGUCAUUGUCAGGCGACUUGUUACCUCAGGCAAAGUGACUACUUUACAUUUAAAAAAAAUGGGUAAUUGUCUGAAAAGUGGGAGCAGCGGCCAGAAUGACAAUGCGAAUCUCCUGACUAACAGUUCGGACCCAGGAGUGACAGGCAGUUCGUCUCAGGAUCCUCUCAGUGCUCGAGCAAUGCCUUACAACGAAAUGAUUGACUCGCGAUAUUCGAUAGCAACAACCAGAGGGAGACACAUGCGUUCCACAGAAUCAAGUAUCGGUAUGAAUGUCGGUCAUGGUAUCGGUAGUAGUACAAUUGGUACCAGAGGAACAACAACAACAACUGGUGGACUGGUAACAUCAAAUACAAUCAAUGAUGAUGAACAGCAAGUGAGAAUUGCCAAGCGCAUUGGACUCAUUCAACAUCUACCAACACGUGAAUACGAUGGUACGAAGAAAGGUGAAUGCGUAAUAUGUAUGAUGGAACUCACUAUUGGCGAGUCUGUACGAUAUUUACCGUGUAUGCAUACGUAUCAUGCUGUGUGCAUUGAUGACUGGUUGCUGAGAUCACUCACAUGUCCUUCGUGCAUGGAGCCCGUUGAUGCUGCACUCAUAAAUUCUUAUCAUCCGACUACUUAGUUGCUCGACUGAAUUCGUUACUUCUUGGAGUAAUGCCACAAGUCCAAGUGACUAAAUCUUAUUAUGUUACUGAGUAAAUGUAGAGGGUCUCUGAUGGUAAUUUUAGGAGACUGAGAAGACGGUCAGGUAGAUUAGGAAAGGCAUACACACGAGUUGAAAUUUUUUCGUACGUGAUUACGUGCCCGACAAAUAUUCAUCUGGCUCUUUCUUCGAACGAGGUAGCUCACGACAUUAAUCAGGAGAAAUUUUAAAUUUGAUAAUUUCGGAGUAGUUGAGGAUCAUUUGAUCAGAUAAACAAAACUUUUCCAGCACCAACGAGUGUGCUCCUGUCUAGAAAAUAUUCUCUGCUAGAUUCGCAUGAACUGGAUUCAAAUAUAUUUUUUCAUAGCAGUGGAACGAAGAUUGAAUUUUUCUAGAUUUUAUUUGCAACUCAUCAACGGUAAUGUUCGGACUCAUUUGUGAAAAACUGCUUUUAUUGCUAAUAGAUCGGAACAAAAUGAAAAAUUAAAGAAAAAAACAUGAAUAAUCUAACAAGUGCGAUGAAUGUCCCGUAAAAAGUUCGAACCAAUGUCAUUUUAUUUUCAUAAAUGAGGUCGCUUACAAUAUAUUUUUCAUAGUGGAUUAAAGUCGUUUUACUAAAAAAUCUGCCGACCAAAUAAUUUAAAAGGUACUAGAUUCUGUCGUAAAGCGAAGAACAAAAUCUUAAAACUGAAAAAAAAACAGUGUAAUUUCACUAUGGCGGUGUCGAGUUGUUGACGAUUAAAACCCACCAUCCUCCCUAUAAUAUUAAACAAUAUAUAUUAUUCCCGUAAUUUGACCCUCUAUGAAUUAUGCCGGUUGUAAUUAUGAUUUAAUAAAAUAACACGGAAGAGGAACAAACAAAUGACCGCAUCUGUGGAUGCCCCCAGUUGUGAUAAGAAAUGAAACUAACAAGAUGAUUUAAAUAAAUAAACCUGCACGCUGCUAUACAGGCAUUGUUUCCAAGUAAAUAUUAAAAAAUGCUCGUAUGAAUGCUUGGCUUACUACAUUUAGUUGUAUUAAUAAUCGUCAUUGAAAUACUUUAUAUAACAGUUAAGGUGAGAAUGGAAGAAAAAGAGCUGUGAAAUAGUGAUUUGUUGAUAAAAAUUAAUUAUAUGAACACUAGCUGUACGAAUUCAAUAGAAAAUUUAAUACAAAUGAGUGAGUCGACCGAUGUGAAUUGCAAUGAUAUUGAACUAUUGGCACUGAUUAAUUUACCUGUAUCUAUCAAAAUUGUAUAUAAUAUAUGGAGUACCAUGUACGAUAACAAUUACAUAUUGGAGAGAAACAAUAAAAACUUGGAAGUAAUUUAA